UCGUUAUCAGCAGCUUCAUUAACGCACCAGCGAUAACAAGCUGACUUGAAGUGUUAGAAUUCCAACGCCUGCUGGCAUCAGACCGUUAGUGUAUCUGUAGCGAGAGAAGAAGAAACUAAGCUUGGAGGGAAUUCGGUGGACAUGAGGUCCGACUAGGAAACUUUUGAAAAUAUCACGUACAAUGGCCAGAAACUUAAUAAUACUUAGUGGCGUGCUUAGUGCAUUGAUUGCACUCGAAGGGGCUGUGAAAGUGAACGGGGCAGUGUUGAAAUCUAAUCUUAAAUCUGAAUUCAAAAGAGUGCGCAGGACUCUGUACAAGAGCAUCCAUGACUAUAUUGACGACUCGGUAGAUCCUUGUGAUGACUUUUAUCAACAUGCUUGCGGAAAUUGGGAAAAACUCAAUCCAAUUCCCGAUGACGUAGUGGACUAUAAGCCAAUUAAAGCUCUGUCUUACCACACGGAUCUGAUAGUCAACGAGAUUUUAGCUAGUGAAGUUCAAAAUAGUGGGAAUGAUAGUGCAGAGGCGAAGGCCAAAAUAUUCUAUGCAUCAUGCAUAGAUCAUGUGGAACGUGACAAACUGGGAGUGAAACCGAUGGUUGAGUUCUUAGAGACAUUGGGGGGAUGGCCGGUAUUGACUUCUGACUGGUCGGGGGCGGACUUCGACUGGCUAAAAACCAUCGCCAUCCUGCGAAGAUAUGGAGACCGCAUUCUCAUCAAGGAGAGUGUGAACUACAACAAGAAGAACUCAAGUUUAAGUAUUAUCUACAUAGACCAAUCACACUUAGGUCUAGGGAACCGUGCAGACUAUCUUGACAGUAACUACGAGUUCAGGCUGGUGGCAUACAAAACAUACAUUGUGGAAGUACUUGAAAUUUUCGGUGUUGAUAAAGACAAAGCGCGUAGAGUUGCUGAUGAGAUCAUUGCAUUUGAAACUGAAUUAGCGCGGAUCCUAGCACCUGCCAGUGAAAGGAGUAAUAUAUCGACAUUUUCUGACGAUAUUCAAGUUGAUGAUCUCCAGCUAAAAGUGCCUGGCAUAAACUGGACAUUAUACUUGUCCCUGAUAUUCGAGCGUCCCAUUCCCCCUUCGCAACCGGUAGUCAUCAAGGAGUUUCAAUACAUGAAUGACCUGGCCCAACUGAUUUCACAAACUGACCGUCGAAUAGUUGCGAACUACAUUUUCUGGCGUUUCGCUCAGUUCAAGGUAAUCCGGUUGAGCAGUAAAUUUGAGGAACCACUUCAGCGGUGCAUCUACGUAUUGCUAGGACGAAAAAUUAACCCACCUACCUGGAAAAUGUGCGCAAACGAUGCUACCUAUCACUUGCGGGAAGCGGUCGGUUCAAUGUUCAUUCAAAACCAUUUCGAGGAACGUGAUCGCCAGGAGGUAAUUGAAAUGGUUGCCAACCUGAAACAGGCUUUUACUGAAAUAAUUUUCAACAGUUCUUGGUUGGAUGCGGAUACAAAAGAAUUAGCUAAGAAAAAGCUUGAUUACAUGGUCUACCAAGUAGGCUAUCCUGAGUUCGUCAGCUCGCAAGAAAAAGUUAAUGCACUUUAUGCAAAUUUGACAAUAGUUCCUGAUAGAUAUUUCGACAACUAUCUGGCUCUGCUGCAACAUACAUCUCGCAGGAAGCACGCAAAAGUGUUCCAGAUAGGUGAAGACGAAUGGAGCGGAGUUAGUCCCGACUUAACCAAUGCAUAUCAUAAUCCGGUUAAAAAUAAAGUGACGAUCCCGGCAGGCUUGCUUCAACAGCCAUUAUUCGACAAAUUCUAUACGAAAUCAUUCAACUACGGACGAAUGGGAGCGCUGAUUGGUCAUGAAAUGGCUCAUGCUUUCGACAACAUCGGACGCAACUACGACUACAACGGAAAUAUCAACUCCUGGUGGGAUCAAAAACUCAUCGACAUUUUCAACGAGAAAAGCGAAUGCUUCCUGAAACAAUACUCACAAUACAGGAUCCCCGAUGGGAAGCAUAUGCUGGACUCAAAAGGAACUCUGUCAGAAAAUUUGGCCGAUAAUGGUGGAGUCCUGGCAGCGUUUAGGGCAUACAAGAAUUUAAUACGAGAAGAGUCUGGAGCGGCCUAUGAUAUUAGUGAAAGUGAAGUUCUCCCGGACGAUGCGAUUUUCUUUUACAGUUUUGCUCAGCUUUGGUGCGGAUACACUCGACCAGAAGCGCUUCUCACUCAAACUCGUCGUGAUCCCCAUAGUCCGGCAAUGUGGCGAGUAAUUGGAUCAUUGUCGAAUUCCGAAGAUUUUGCCAGAGUUUUCAAUUGUUCUCAAGACUCUAUAAUGAAUCCAAUAAAGAAAUGUCGGAUAUGGUAG
Molecule: messenger RNA, 2317 nt
Organism: Hermetia illucens (black soldier fly)
Lineage: Eukaryota; Metazoa; Arthropoda; Insecta; Diptera; Stratiomyidae
Product: neprilysin-4-like
Exons: 1
Coding region: 182-2317 (711 amino acids)
Biological process (GO): protein processing
Cellular component (GO): plasma membrane
Molecular function (GO): metalloendopeptidase activity
Source: RefSeq, a predicted model, not a curated record